AAACUUGCACCGUGUGGCCAGAACAACUGAGCCAGAGAGAGAGGUGCAUCCACCAUGGCUCUCCAUCGCCUCACCAAGCUGAUGGUGUGCUUGCUGGCAACCACGGCACUGUUGUUUGCCGGCGGCGCGGCAGGCAAGGCUGGACCACCAGCUGGCCGUCAGGCUGGCGGCCACGGCACCGGAGCCCUGCCACCGCUACCUCCCGCGGCAGCUCCUCUGCGGGGGGCCCGUGGCGCCGUCGCUCUCGUCCUGCCAGAAGCCCAAGACCAAGAGAGCCAGGGCGCCGGAGCACGCCCGCCGCUACCUCCAGCCGGAGCUCCUCUGCCGCGCGCCCGCGGCACCGGAGCCCUGCCACCGCUACCUCCCGCUGCAGCUCCUCUGCGGCGCGCCCGUGGCGCCGUCGCCCUGCCCCAAGUCCAAGGCCAAGAAAGCCACGGCACCGGAGCAGGCCCACUGCUACCUCCGGCCGCAACCCCUCUGCCUCACGCCGGCGUGGAGACGAUCACGACGCUGCAGUCCGACCCAUCGCCGGCGAUGAAGCUCACUUACGAAGUCACCAAGACAAAGUACAUGAAGUUCCAGCAAAGCCUUUACCGGAUGCUGACGUCCAGCGGGAGGGAGGUGGAAAACGUUCCCGAGCUGGCUCCCCAGACGGGCCCCAAGAAGCAGCCGCCGAUGUGGAUCCUGAUCACCAUCGAAGUCGAGAAGCCGCAGGAGGCGGUAGUUCUCGCCGUGCGGACCGACAAUGUCUACAUUGUCGGUUUCAAGAACGCGGCGGGAGUCUGGUUCGCCUUCUCCGAUGACAAAGACCUAAUCAAAGGUUCGACGCCGCUCCCCAAGUCGCAUGACUACCGCAACCUCGUCGGUGGCCGCAAGAAGCUGAAGGACCUCGACGUCGACCAGGACGCCGUCGCGCAAGACGUUCGCUUCCUGUCGACGUACAGGCUCCCUUCCCGGCCGGACACGGCCCACAACGCCAUGCUCGGUACGAGCCUGGGGAGGCUGUCCCUUGUGGUCGCCGAGGCGGCAAGGUUGAAGACGAUCAACGCCACGGUGGUGGCGGCGAUGGAUGAGAAAGGCCCGAGCCGGAUCACCCUACAGCAGACGAAACUCAUCGUCGUUUGGGGCGUGACGUCCAAGGCACUGCUUGAUUGGAAAAAGAAUGGAGUAUGGAACCCGGAAGAUAGCGAGGACGUAAAAGAAGCGGGCAUCCACGGCGCACAAGAUGCCGUUAGCGCGCUCAAGGUUAUUCUUGUGCCCAUUGGGUACAAACGGGAGGCUGAGGAAGAUUAAGCAGCUUGAGAAGGUUGAGAAGGCUGAGAAAAAGAAGGUGAAUGCCGAGCUAGAAAAGAAGAGCCCCAAACACAGAGAAUUAUUGGGCUUAAUUAUUAUGUACUCACCUAGUACUAGUAUAAUGUAUGUGCAUGCAUGCACCCAUAAAUAAACAAAGGCAAGUGUUAGUUGGCCAAUGUGAAAAAACUUGGUUGUUUGUGAUGCCUCUUUAUGCUUGAGCACUGUGAAAUUUCAUAAUACUAGCUACUACUACAUAUUACCGAAAAAUGUUUUCACCCCGUUUUACAUAUAAAACAAC
Messenger RNA from Triticum urartu, 1591 nucleotides. RefSeq names its product protein synthesis inhibitor I-like. The record is from RefSeq and is a predicted model, not a curated record. Gene Ontology annotation, biological process: negative regulation of translation. Lineage: Eukaryota; Viridiplantae; Streptophyta; Magnoliopsida; Poales; Poaceae. Gene Ontology annotation, molecular function: rRNA N-glycosylase activity.